Molecule: messenger RNA, 645 nt
Organism: Rodentolepis nana
Lineage: Eukaryota; Metazoa; Platyhelminthes; Cestoda; Cyclophyllidea; Hymenolepididae
Source: the annotation of a GenBank genome assembly
ACUGCAGAUUCAGGAGGAACUGGAGAAGAGGACACAACAGUUCAACAGUGCAUUGCUUUGUCUCCUCUCGGCACCUGCCUUCUUUUCUCUGAGUCACCUUCAAGCACACCACCUCCAUGCUCUGGUGUCACGACUGGGUUCUCGGAGUUGAGCUUGAGACGUCGUCUAAGUCGGGGUUCGGACAUCUCUCCUUCUUCUCAACUGACUCCCUUACCCUCUCUUGCCGUACAAAAGCCGAUUUGCCUGACAAUCUACUCAAUUCUCGCUCAAUCGUAUGCCAAAUUCACCCUAGUGAAGAGUCGGGAUUUGCAUUUGCCUGCGCAGCUUGGCGAAAGAGUCAAUCAAGUUGUGGUUGUCACUGCCUCAAUCUCUUUGGAUGAUUCUAUGGUGAUAAUUGGACUGUCAAAUGGUCGUUUGUGGAUUUACUCACUAGACGAGAUUGGAUGGGUAGUGUGCAUUGCCUCCUCAAUACCUCUGAAAGCCAAUCCGUUCUUUUCGGCACUCAUGAGUGCUCGUACACCACGUCCAAAACCGGAAUGUUCACCCCUAGAUUCGAGUGUGGUUAACAUGAAGCAGAAGUGUGACCACCAACUCACCUUGGACAAAUUGCAGUCCGAUAUGCAUCAGUACGGCUUCCUUGCAUGA